UGGGGCUCGUCGCUUUUGGCCUAGUCCAAGACACGCGGUUGUGCCCGGCAUCUGACGUAACCUUGGUAACGACUAACCCUCGAGAUGCCUCCCUGGACCCAGUCGCCAGUCGCCAGCUGCUUCCCACAUGGACUCGAGACGCGCCAGAGCCUGUCUAGCCAUUGCAUGACUAUGCGACUUGCUGAGCACGGCCAGCCCGUCCUUGGGCACCGACCGCGUCGGCUUGGGUAGUGUCGCGUCGCUGAUUCGGGGCGACUCUUCUUCUUUUCCUGCCUUGACAACACCGCUGCUUGACUGCUACCCUGAUACCUGUCCGACAACACCCAUUGCGCCCCAUGGCUUCCUCGGACUGGCGAGCGAGCCUGGGCUUCACUGCUCGCCUGAUGGCUGUCACGAAAAUGACAUCAGCCUACCAGACAGCGGACCCAUCACUGUCUGCAGACGAUGCUCGUAAAAAUGCUACUGUAGCUGAGACGACCAUCUACGCAAACGCUACAUCUCUGGACGACUACGACAGACUUUGCAAUGAGAAGAUAACAACCCUUCCCAGACCGUCGCUCGACUUCCCAACACCAGAGGAUGAAGAUUAUGUCCCGACACCUGGUGGGAAGCCCAUUGGCAACUACCAAAAUGCACUCUACCAUCGUGAGGGACUCUUCUCUGUCAUUUACAAGGCACCUGCGCUGGGUGGUGAAAGCUACUUUCCAGCAGAGUCGCCUUCGAAGACCAAAGUCGUAGCGUUAAAGAUUACUACACCAUCAGUAAUGGAGCCUCCGCACGACUCACAGCGAGAGGCCAAGAUAUUAGCCAUGGCAGCGUCGGAGCGAGUCAUUCCACUGAUAGAAACCUUUCGUGAGAACGGAAGCCACUUCGUUCUGGUCUUCCCGUUCGUGCGCUACGACUUCAGCGACCUACUGCGGGACAAGAAGCUUUCCAAGAGCCAGAUCAAGUCGUGCUUGAAGGACCUCUUCGUUGGUCUCGCCGAUGUCCAUAGCAAAGGGAUUAUACAUCGCGAUGUCAAGCCUUCCAACAUACUCCUCAAGUCUCUCGAUGGGCCAGCAUACCUUUCUGACUUUGGUAUCGCAUGGGCGCCUGAAGUGCCAGGGUCAGAAUCCGCGGAUGCGAAGAUUACCGAUGUUGGCACUACCUGCUACCGACCCCCAGAGCUACUCUUUGGGAACCAAAAGUAUGGCUGUAGCUUGGACCUGUGGGCUGCUGGUUGUACAGUCGCUGAAGCUCUUGACCCCAGCCACGAGACGCUGUUCGACUCCGGAGAACUAGGAAGCGAUUUGGCCUUGAUACAGAGCGUGUUCAAGAAGCUCGGAACCCCGAACCUAGAUGUCUGGCCGGAGGCUGCAAGUUUCCGUGACUGGGGCAAGGUGCAAUUCUACGAAUACCCAACACAGGACUGGUCGGUCUUGCUGCCAAACCUUUCCGGCGUAGAGCGAGAUGUCGUCGCCAGCCUAGUCAAAUAUGAGAGUGGCUCGAGAAUGAGUGCAUCCGAGGUGCUCAAGCAUGCCUACUUUUCGUCUGCAGAAUAGGUUUCUGAGUUUAUGUUGGGGAUAAUUCGCGUCAGGACACAACUUGAGGCGCGGGGCGAUUCCGCACGCACCGAAUAGCCUGACACAUGCAUAACUUAAUUUGUAAAUAUUAGUGAAAUAGUGAUAUAACCAUUUUUGCCAGUGAUGCACUGGCCGAGUAAUUGC
Alternaria alternata is the source of this 1706-nucleotide messenger RNA. RefSeq names its product kinase-like protein. The transcript has 6 exons. Gene Ontology annotation, molecular function: cyclin-dependent protein serine/threonine kinase activity; ATP binding. The record is from RefSeq and is a predicted model, not a curated record. NCBI's taxonomy places the organism in Eukaryota, Fungi, Ascomycota, Dothideomycetes, Pleosporales, Pleosporaceae. Gene Ontology annotation, biological process: protein phosphorylation. Gene Ontology annotation, cellular component: cytoplasm; nucleus. The coding region runs from base 336 to 1541 and encodes 401 amino acids.